AUGGGUGACACUCCAUUGGCGUCGUUGUCGCUUACGCACGUCCAUUAUAACCCGGAAGACCCUUGGUCCUUUCUCUCGGCAUGGCUUGCCCUCGUUCCGCAGGCCCUCUGUGUCUCGUACGCAACCCUAAUUUGGGCCUCGAGGGAGGUCGAGGUGAUCUUGAUGUUUGUGGGUCAGAUGGGCUGCGAGGCAUUGAACUUUGUCCUGAAACGGGUUAUCAAGGAAGAGCGACCGAAGGAAAUGUUCGGUAAGGGCUACGGCAUGCCAUCAUCCCAUGCACAGUUCAUCACCUUCUUCGCCGUCUACCUGACCUUGUUUAUCCUCUUUCGACAUACUCCGGCCUAUGCAAGCCCCUAUCCAUACUGUGGUGUUUUGCUACGAGGUGCAGUGACUCUGGUACUGUGUGCUGGUGCUAUCGCAGUGGCCAGUAGCCGGGUUUAUCUGAACUACCACACACCGAGGCAAGUUCUUGCUGGCUGUGCUGCAGGCUUUGUGUGCGCCUGUGGCUGGUUUGUGGUGACGGGACUGCUCCGACGUUGGGGAUGGGUUGACUGGGCAGUGGAAUUGACAGUCUCCCGGCUUGUGCGGGCUCGUGAUCUGGUGGUAACUGAGGACUUGGCCGAGGCCGGCUGGCAACGAUGGGAAUCUCGGAGAUUGAAGUGGCGAGGCCAUAGUGAAGCACCCAAUCACGUGCACCAUCCCGUAUCGAAAUCACGGAUCACCGCAACUCCCACCGUCCGUACUUACGCGGUUGAGCACGAUGCCAAAGUGAUGGAGGUGCCUCCAGAGGAUGCUGAUGCAAGUCUGCAAGAGCAGCACAUUGUUAAGGCCGAUGAGGUUGACCAGACUGGGACCGAUAUAUCACCCGUCCCAGAUGAUCAACUGAUGGAAGUGGUAGUUGAGGGUCUGCGACAAGAACAAGCCUCUCCAGCUGUGCCUGAGACCGAGUCAGCAUCACAGCCUGCUAAGGCGGCCCGGCGACCUGAGUUGCGUCGAGAUGGCUCGGCACCUCCCCCACCACUCCAACCGCCACCUCCAGCCCCAGUUCAACAAAAUAUAGGCCAAGCGACAGACUCACUUAGUCUGGCCCAGCUGCGGCGACUGGUGCACGAAAUGCCCAAAGUUGAGCAACCAGCUUAUGCAUUUGAAUAUGCCGAUGCCCAGCCUUUUCCCGAUGAGAUCGAGGAAUGGUUCCAGUACAAUGACUUCGACCGUGUAAUGCUGAUGGGCAUGAAAACAACAUUUAACCACGUGUGGCAUACUUUCUACCAGCAACACACGUCUGACCCUCACCAGCUGUCGUGGCAAGAUGCCCCCGAGGAUUUACAGCGGUUCUUUGUGGUCCAGAUGCUGAAGCGAUCCGAGCAAUUGGAUGUGUCGACCCGCCUGGAGGGUUUGGAGAGCAUUUGCUACCUCAUGACUGGUGUGUGGGGUGUGACAGCGGGACGGGCUGCGCCAGAUUACCCUCACGACGUGGAUUCCAAGAUGGCGGCAGAAACGCCCCAAUCGAAGUCGCUGCAGAUUGAGUGGAUCGAGAAAAAUGUCUCGCUAGUGCAGCAGUGCUCGGGAAUUGAGGUUCUUAUCGAGUGCCUUUGCCGCCUGUUUGACAAGAAUCGCUCCUCCCUGGGACCGGAUACAGAUGGGAUGGAAUUCGAACGUCUCAACCCACGCGAUAUUGCAGCACCAGAGCGGGAGGCAAACCUUGUCCUCACCUCGUUGUAUCUUGCGGUGGAAGUCGGUCGAAAACAGGAGGCCCGUGAUCCCCAGUGUACCCUGAUUCGCGACGCCUUGACUGCAUCAAAGCCGAGUUUGCUGGUCACCAUCGUCGAGAUCAUUGCUCGGCUACGAUGGGACGAGUCGGCCAAUAUCCCCUUGACUAGGAUUAUCAUUUUGCUCUGGAAAUCGGUUCUUCUUGUAUUUGGCGGUUCCGAGAACCUCAAGAGGGCGAAAGAAGUCUUGGAACCGUCUCCCAAGUCCGAGAAGGAAUCUCCCAACCGCAGAACACCCUUUUUGACUGCAUCUCCAUUGGACUACCAGCUUUUCCGGCAAGAAAUCACGUCAAAAUACCCUGCCUACAACCCUCCGCCGCCUGUUGUUCCUCUUGACCUGGAAACCAAUUCGAUUCUCCCACCACUUCCGCAACAUCCCAGCAGAACCAAUCCAUCAACUGGUCUCUUUUCUGGUGUCGGCCCGUCGAUUUCUGGAGGCAAUGGCUCCAUUCUGCAGCAGUCCGUUCACAUCGCAACUCCGGCGCCGUCUCCUCCACCAUCACCUAUUGGCCCAGGCGGAAAAACCGGAAAGAAGCAGAACUACCAGACCAACCAAAAUUUCCCUUUCAUGUACCCACCCUUGGAUGAUGAUAGCAACCACAUUGGCGGCAAAGGCACCACCGAACGCCAGGACACCUUGGUUGGCAGGCGAUGGGAAGGUAGUGAUGUGCCCGCAUCGGUCAUCGAGGCUGGGAAGCUUUUCUCGACACAUAUCAAGAUGACCCGGGCAAUGCGCCAGCUGUGGGAUGAGCGAGAGAAUUUCAUGAAAUACGACCGGGGGUGGAAUUGCGAGGAUUCUGCCCAUUUCCCUGGCCCUGUCUCCGCGGACGAUCUGACGGAAGAGUUGGACCGACUGGGUCUCUCUGAGGAUCAGAAGAAGCCGACACCGCAACCAGCAGAGAAAGAAAAAGAGACAGACGAUACAGACAUCCAGCGACGUCUGGAUGCAGUUGAGUCUUUCUACACCCAAACCUUGGCUCAUCUUCAGUCCAUCACGAUUGUUUUCUUGAAAAUCACCUUGACGAAUGUCAGUGCAGUGGUCAGCCAAGCUAGUGCUAAGAACUCGCAAAACUUGAGUAACGGCCAUGGCGUCAACGGCCCCUCGAGCGAGCCCCUACCUGAGCCGUCUGUCGAUGAGCUGGACGGUAUUCGGUUGCGUGAAAUCACAGGCAAAGCCGUUUCAGGUACCUUAUUGCUUCUCUUGAAGUGGUUCAAGCGAUCCCAUAUCUUGAAAUUCGAGUACAUGACGCAGCUUCUGCUCGACUCGAACUAUUUGCCUCUCAUCCUCAAGAUGUUUGCUCAUCAGGAUGUCGACCGAGUGGUGGCACAGAAAAACGAUCGUGAAGAAUUGGGCUUUUUCCGCUUCUGCCAGACGCAUUCGGACCUCGCAUCCGAGGGCGAGGCCUGUCCCGAUACGGAGCCAGAAAGUGAAGAUGAGGCUGCCCCGCCUCCCAUCGCUCGGCAUCGUCCCAAUCCUGCGGCCGGCAGUACCUCGAUGCGAGCAUCGUCGCCCGACGAAUUCGUUAGCGAGAUUUUCGAGGACACGCGACCAGAAGUGGACGAACUUGGCUACCCCACGGCGCCUCUGCCCAAGGAACCGAUCAAGAUCUUCUCAUUCCGCAACUUCUUCUCUGUCAUCAAUUACCUACACAUCAUGCAGAAGAUCACGCGCAACAAGGCGCACCGCUGUCUACUUCUCGUGCAGUACAAAUCCAGCACGAUCCUCCGCAAGGGCUUGAAGAUCCCGGACCCCGAUCUCCGCUUCUACACGCUCAAGCUAUUCAAGUCCCAAGUGCCUUAUUGUGGACGUAAAUGGCGCCAGAGCAACAUGCGCGUUAUCACCGCUAUUUACCUGUACUGCCGCCCAGAGCUUCGAGACGAUUGGCUGGCUGGAUCCGAUGUCGAUGCCGAGGUGGAGGAUGCAUUGCCGCUAGAACAGGCCCUGCGCGGACUGACGCACUGGUGGCAUCUGCGCCAAUACCGGGAUGUGAUGGGCGGGCCGCCAGAAGGAACGUCGUUGAUGGAGGAGGAGCGGGAUUUCUUCGUGCGGGAGCUGGAGUCGAUGGGAUGGGGUUUCGCGGACGAGAUUCUUAGUGGCGUGGGUGACGAGCCGGAGAUGGGCCACGCCCUGAUGAACGGGGCCGAAUGGGAAGCUGGGCCGUUGCAGAUGGAAGGAUGGACGUGA
Molecule: messenger RNA, 3954 nt
Organism: Penicillium alfredii
Lineage: Eukaryota; Fungi; Ascomycota; Eurotiomycetes; Eurotiales; Aspergillaceae
Product: Phosphatidic acid phosphatase type 2/haloperoxidase
Exons: 9
Coding region: 1-3954 (1317 amino acids)
Biological process (GO): cytoskeleton organization
Cellular component (GO): cytosol
Source: RefSeq, a predicted model, not a curated record